UCAACAUGAAGAUCCUGAUGUUUCUCGUGUUGAUGCCUCUAAUGCAUCAAAGCUUCUCACUUUCCAGUCCCCAGUGUCACUUCUAUGAUGAAACAUUGUGGAACUGCUCAAACCAAAACCUGACGAAAGUCCCUGCAGCCCCCCCGCAGCACAUCACUCAACUCGACCUCUCAUUCAACACAGUGGAGAUGAUUCUGCAGGACGACUUUCUCGCAUAUGCCAGUUUGAGGUCUUUGAUCUUGGGUCACAACAAAAUCAAAACCAUCCAGGGACCAGCUUUUGUCCCCCUGACUCAUUUAGAGACACUGGACCUGUCCAUGAACCAGCUGGCUGCGCUGUCUGCUGACUGGUUUAAGAACCUUUUCUCCCUUCAGCACUUGAAUCUCCUGGGAAACAGAUACAAAUCAUUGGGUGAAGUCGAUCUAUUCCAGCCUCUGAAGAAAUUGAAAACCCUCCAGUUUGGAGGACCUUACCUUCAAUCUGUCAGAGAAACAGACUUCUCGGGGCUUACUGGUCUUCAGGAGCUGGUUUUUGACGGGAAAAACCUACUGAACUACACCGAAGGAAGUUUGAGACGAAUUGGGCCCAUUAGCCGUGUGACCCUUGGUCUACAUGGUUCCUUUAACAGGAAUCGACCGCUCGUAGAAGCGGUUCUCUCAGAUGUUGCACACCCAACCACAACGCUGACUUUCACUGAAACAGUCUUCUUCUCCAAAUAUAACAUGUACCCACUUCAAGUGGCCUUCAAUUGCGGUAUUACAGGUAUUAUUUUUAGAAACGUCAUCAUGACGACUUCAGCAUGGAUGGGUCUUUUAAACAUUCUGCCAGACUCGAACAUAUCUACGUUGGCACUUGAAGAUGCAAAAAUCCACUUAUUACCUCUGGGUGACAUUUGGACGAAGAAAAACUCUUCCCAGGUGGAAGUUGCUGUCUUUAAAAACGUGGACAUCCCCCAAUUCCUCAAUUUUCCACCUGUCUUUUUCCUAAAGCCGCUGCUGAGGGGGCUGCGACGGGUGUCUCUGCAAAACAGCAAGGUGUUCGCCCUCCCCUGUGAAUCCGCUGCCGACUUCUCCGAGCUGGAGUACAUGGACGUCAGUGACAACUUCUUCAGUGAUCUCACGCUGAGCAACAUGAUGUGCGACGGGCGGGGGGGCCUGUGGAGUCUGCGAACCCUCAACGUCAGCAGAAAUCACCUGCGAUCACUCAACAGCCACCUCUUCACCAAACUGGAAAACCUUACCAGCAUCGACAUGAGCGGAAAUAUGCUUCACGUUAUGCCUGAGACGUGUAACUGGCCUCCCAGUCUGACGUUUCUAAACCUUUCAUCGACACAUUUAACGAAGGUGACCUCUUGUCUGCCGCCCAGUUUGCACAUCCUGGAUUUAUCCAACAACGAGUUGACCGUGUUCAACGUGGGACUGCCUCUCCUCACAGAGUUGUUCAUCACCGGCAACAAGAUCAGUAUUAUGCCUGUCGGCCGUUUAUACCCUCGUCUUGUAGCAAUCUUCAUUCACAACAACAACAUACAGACUUUCAGCAGAAAUGAUCUAGGUGCUUUUGAUAGUUUGAAGAGUCUGGAGGCGGCAGGUAACACGUACGUCUGCUCGUGUGACUUUGUGGAGUUGGUGACGAGCGGCUUGACGGAACAUCGAGUGAGAAUCGAAGACGGGUUGAAGUCGUACAUCUGCAACUCCCCCGACGCCUUCAGAGGAACGAGUGUGGCGGACGUGAGGUUGUCGGCGUUCGAGUGCCACGCAGCUUUAUCCUUUUCUCUGCUCUGCUUGGGCCUCCUGGUGGUGUGUCUGCUCAUUGCAGGUUUGUGUCACAAGUUCAACGUCGCCUGGUACAUGGAGAUGACCUGGGCCUGGCUGAGGGCCAAGAGGAAGCCGAAGUUGAAAAAGGGAGCUCUUGAGUACGAUGCCUUCGUGUCCUACAGCGAGAUGGACUCCGGUUGGGUGGAUGCGCAUCUGGUCCCGGAGUUGGAGCAGUCCGAGCCCCCGCUCCGACUCUGCCUCCACAAGAGGGACUUUAAUCCCGGUGGAUGGAUCCUGGACAACAUCAUGGACGCCGUCGAGAAGAGUCGCAAAACACUCUUCGUCCUUUCUCAGCAUUUUGUCCAGAGUGAGUGGUGCAAGUACGAGCUGGACUACACCCAUUUCAGGUUGUUCGACCAGAACGACGACACGGUUGUGCUGAUUCUGUUGGAGCCCAUCGACAAAGAGACCAUCCCCAAGAAGUUCUGCAGGCUGCGGAGGGUCAUGAACUCCAGGACGUACCUGGAGUGGCCCGAUGAUGACAACCAGGUGGACAGGUUCUGGCAAAGUUUGAGAGUCGCUAUUAAAGAACACUGAUCGAUGAUGUGGCUCGAAGUUUGGGUUUUGGGUUACAGGCUAAAGUUGGGUAUGAACUGAUUGUGGUUAAGAUGAGGAAUAUACUGUUAUCCAAAAUGAAUAGAAGUCCUUACAAAGUCCUAAUGACGAUAGCUUUGCUUUGUGUGUGUGUGUGAGUUCAUGUGCUUGUGUGCCUAAAAACGUGUGUAAUUUAUUGUCAUGAUCUUAAGAGCUGACAUAUUGCUGCUAUUGAUCUUUAGCCCUAAAGUCAACACAGAAGCCUGGAUACUGAUGACAGGGAGGCCAGGGGAGCCAGGGUGUCCUGAUAACACACACACACACACACACAUAUACACACACACACACACACACACACACACACACACACGCACACAAACAACACAUUAAUGCUCUACGUGCACAUAUGUACAGAGUUACAGAUGUCCGUAAAGGUCAGUAAAAUCUAGGGAGUGAUGGAGUUACUCAGUGAGACUUCAUCAACUCAUUACAUCCAUGCAGAGGCUCUGAUGCAUGACUCGUGCAUUUUAAGUUUAAGAAAGAUGUCGAUGUUUCAUACCCUCAACUUCAUCGACUUUUCCUUAAAAGCAAAAAAUUGGACACGUUAAAGAAGAGGACAUUUUAUCAUCAAUUGAAGAUUCAUUAGAAUAAUGUAAUGUUUAUGACUAGAAGGUUUUUAUUUCAUAUUUGUUCAGAUUUAUACCUGUAACUUACAACCAUACAUAUUUAAAUCUUGGUUAAAAUACUCUUCAUCUAGAAAUCAAUUGGAAUUUAUUGUAGCUUUUCAGGGAAUGUUCUGAAGUAAAAGUUCAUGUUCUUUAUAGGAUAAGAUGUCCAAAAAGGUUUAUCCAUAUUAAUGUGGUUUGUGGUAAAUUGUGAGCAAGAUGGAAAGUUAAAGUGUUGCUGGAUACAUUCUUUUUCCAAAUAAGAUCAUAUGUUUAAGACAGAAUUAACACAAACACUCAUCUCAUUUUCAGUUAAAGUAAGAUCAAAUGGGCGGGGGCAGUGAGCGGCACAGAGCAAAGGAAGUUGGUCAUUCUGAGAAACGACAGAAUGAACUAACAUGUUGUUUGUUUUGGUCUUUUUGUUGACAGUCACAAAAACAUAAAUCAUCUCCAACCGUGUCUUUUAAAUCGUUUAACACAUGUUUUCUUGGUUUAUUGUCAUGUUGAGUUCUAACCUGUUCCUCGGGGACAGUCUGUUGCUUUGUGGAUCUUUUCUCUGAUCUGAUUUCACCUCAGAGUUUAAUUCUCUGAUUAAAUCAUCAUCUGCAUUAACCACGUCACUUGGCAGCUAUUACCAUCCCUGCCUGUUUUAAUCUGUAUUUGAUUUUACGUUUUACGUUUUUUUUUUUAUAUAUCUGCUGCACCGUGAUUGUAGAGGCUGUGAUAGUCUAAUGCACAACUUUGUAUAGCUUCAGAUAUUCAUCUUUAAAUCUGUAUGAAUAUUAGGCUUCAAAACUCAUCAAAUCAUCUUAUACUUAAAAUGCUGUAUUGUCAAUAUCUCCAUUAGCACAAACUUCUUUACAGUGACACCAUCGUAGCAGAUCUGGUGGUUUGAUUUUCACUUAUUCUCGACACAGUUUAUUAUUCUCAUGCUAUUUUGGUUGAUUGUUCUAUGUGAUACCUGAUGAUCAAUAAAGUAUCUCUCCAUCUGUU
Molecule: messenger RNA, 4006 nt
Organism: Platichthys flesus (European flounder)
Lineage: Eukaryota; Metazoa; Chordata; Actinopteri; Pleuronectiformes; Pleuronectidae
Product: toll-like receptor 2
Exons: 1
Coding region: 6-2351 (781 amino acids)
Biological process (GO): immune response; inflammatory response; toll-like receptor signaling pathway
Cellular component (GO): membrane
Molecular function (GO): transmembrane signaling receptor activity; triacyl lipopeptide binding; protein binding
Source: RefSeq, a predicted model, not a curated record